Messenger RNA from Neospora caninum, 1281 nucleotides. Its product is annotated as YLR246Wp-like protein, related. Gene Ontology annotation, biological process: protein targeting to membrane; peptidyl-L-cysteine S-palmitoylation. Gene Ontology annotation, molecular function: protein-cysteine S-palmitoyltransferase activity. The coding region runs from base 1 to 1281 and encodes 426 amino acids. Gene Ontology annotation, cellular component: Golgi apparatus; endoplasmic reticulum. The record is from RefSeq and is a predicted model, not a curated record. The transcript has 11 exons. Lineage: Eukaryota; Apicomplexa; Conoidasida; Eucoccidiorida; Sarcocystidae.
AUGUACGGCCUCGCCGGAGCAGUGGAAGGCGACGGCGCAUUCACUGAGGACAUAGAGGGAAGCGAAACAGAUCUAGUGUGCGCGACAGACGACGAAGAGGACCUUGAGCGAGGCCUGCUUUUCCGUCCAGAGUCUUUGCAUGCAGCGCCUCGCAGCCCGCCCCCGACAAAGGAGCACCACGGCGAACCUGACGACCUGGACGAGGAGGAGGAAGACGAAGAAGAGCCUGGUCUUCUUAUGGUUACGCUCCUCCUGUUGAUCUUACCUGCGUUUCUCUUCUAUCCCUUUGUACUUCCCCGCCUUCCUGAGGACAGACAAGCUGCGACGGGUUGGACAGUCGGUUUGCUGCUAACCGCGACACUCGGCACUUUGAUCCCAGUCGCUUUCAGCGACCCUGGAAUCAUUCCCCGAGAACCUUGUCCAACGGAUCUUCCUCGCGGAACGGACCCAUCGCCCAGUGCGGGUCUGGGAGCCGGGAGACAGAUGUGCGUGAAUCCCAGCAUUCGCCCCUUCAUGCAUGCACAAAAGUGCCUGUGGAAACUGGACCCACAUGGACUUCCCGAAUGCCACGGACAUGCAAAUGGUCUCUACGGGCGUCUCCGUUUUCCUGCAGGAGUAAAGUAUAUCACGAUCAACGGCGUCAGUGUCCCCCAGAAGUGGUGCACAACGUGCUAUUUGUACAGACCUCCUCGCUCGAAGCACUGCUCCGUCUGCAACAACUGCGUUCGGCGGUUUGACCACCAUUGUCCUUGGGUGUCGAACUGCGUCGGCGAACGGAACUAUCGCAUUUUUUUCUUCUUCCUCGUCUUCUGCGCCCUCUACUGUCUCUCGGCCGUCGUCGGCGUUGGCGUCGCCUUCCAUACGCAAAUUCACAGUCGAGGUCCUGCGAGCCUCGCGUCGGUUUGGAAGACCGUGAAGGGAUGCCCUCAUCUCGCGGUUCUCUUUCUUUACGGCGUGUGCUGCUCCAUCCCGGUCUUCCAUCUCUUGUUCUUCGACAUCUAUUUGAUUGCAAACAACCGCACAACAAACGAAGAGGCCUUACAACUCUUCACCAAGAAAAAUCCGUAUUCUCACGGCUGUCUCUAUAACGUCCGUCAAUUCAUGUGCCACCGAGUCGGGCCUAGCUACGUGGCACAGGCUGGGCGGGCGAAAACGUUCCCAGAGAGGCUUGGUGUCUUGGUCGAGUACUGCAAAUGCCCGGGCGUCUUCUUGCUGGCCUCGUCGAGGCGUCGCGGGUCUCAUCUCGACAAGCACCACGACUUAUCUCAUCGGUCGUUCUGA